AUGGGCUUGCAGUCAAUAUUCAAGAAGGCCUACUGGUCGCUAGCAGCUGCUGGGCUGCUGUACGUCCUGUUCGUCUAUUGUUUGACCUUCCCUCAAGUUCAGCGCCUCGUCCUUUAUGUCAAUAAAGUCAAUCCGAGUCGCUGGCAAGAUGUAAACCAGGUUGAGCAAUUCGGGUUUCUGAGGACCCAGGUUCAGCCUUUCCAUCUCGUCACGCCUGAUAACGAGACGCUCUACGGCUGGCACCUGAUGCCACUGCAUCUCUGCCGCGACCAUGAAAUUGAGCUGAUGGAGAACCCUCCAUCGGGCCCUGCAAAAGAUUACACGCAGACCAUCGCCUACAAAGCACUGGCAAAUGACCCCAACGCCCGCGUGGUCGUCAGCUUCCACGGAAAUGCAGCUCACCUGGGCUCCGCAAACCGUCCAAAUGCCUACAACACUCUCCUCGGCCUCUCAACACCGUCAAACCCAGUCCACGUCUUCGCGCUCGACUACCGCGGUUUCGGUCUAUCCACUGGCAGCCCCACCGAAGAGGGCCUAAUCACCGACGGAGUCUCUCUCAUCAACUUUCUCACCGCAGGGCCGUUGAAGAUCCCAACAUCCCGCAUCGUAAUCGUGGGCCAAAGCCUCGGCACAGCCGUGACAGCGGCCGUCGCGGAGCGUUUCGCAUUCGGGUCUCCUAAUCCCGCGGCAAUCCAGCCGGCGAUCCGGGACGCGGAGCCAUUCGCCGGUGUCAUCUUGCUGGCGUCGUUCAGCAGCCUUGCGAGCGUGAUCGAUUGUUACAGCCUCAAGGGUCUUACGCCUCCGCUUCUCUCGGCGUUGAGGGGAUACCCGCGCUUCCAGAAGUAUGUGAUGAGCCAUAUGGUUGACGAGUGGAACACGGCAGGAAGGCUUGCUCGGCUGGCCGGAAUUGAUGCGGCAGAGCCGGAUGCGAAUGGCUUGAAGUAUUCGUCGAAGAGUCUCGAUUUGACCAUCGUGCACGCUAUGAAUGACGUUGAGAUUCCGUGGGGGGCUCCUGGCGCUGUGAUUUUUGAGAAAACCGAGCCGGAUAGUCCCACUGAAUUGAAGAUCUGGGAAAACAAGUUUGUUCAGAAAGAUGGAUCGGAGGUUGUGAAAAGGGUUCGGUGGGAGCGUGUUCAGUAUGGAGGUCAUAACAAGGUAGCUUCGUUUUCCGUCGCUGGCCUUGCAGCGCUCAGGGCAUUUGAAGAGUAA
Molecule: messenger RNA, 1209 nt
Organism: Penicillium chermesinum
Lineage: Eukaryota; Fungi; Ascomycota; Eurotiomycetes; Eurotiales; Aspergillaceae
Exons: 6
Coding region: 1-1209 (402 amino acids)
Source: RefSeq, a predicted model, not a curated record